Molecule: messenger RNA, 3937 nt
Organism: Onthophagus taurus
Lineage: Eukaryota; Metazoa; Arthropoda; Insecta; Coleoptera; Scarabaeidae
Gene: PCB
Product: Pyruvate carboxylase
Biological process (GO): gluconeogenesis; pyruvate metabolic process
Cellular component (GO): cytoplasm
Molecular function (GO): metal ion binding; pyruvate carboxylase activity; ATP binding
Source: RefSeq, a predicted model, not a curated record
CACACCUCCACAUCUCCACGGCAGUUCGGUGUUGUCUCUCGUGUGUUGUUGAGGUGCUCGUUCCAAACUUAAGACACCAAAGUAAUUUACAUUAAAAGAAAUAAAUAAUUUGAUAAAGAGACAACACCGCCAGAAAGAUGCUGGUUAGGUUGGUUACAGGUUGUGCAGGACGAAGGGCUGUGGGAUGGCAAUCGAGAUCGUACUCGUCCAAGCCAACUCGAUCGGUCGAAUACAAACCGAUUCGAAGUGUUUUAGUAGCAAACAGAGGAGAAAUUGCUGUAAGAGUUUUCCGGGCUUGUAACGAAUUGGGUAUAAAAUCGGUUGCGAUUUAUUCUAAAGAAGAUCGGUUGUUAACUCAUAGAUUAAAGGCUGAUGAGAGUUAUUUGGUUGGAGAAGGUCUUCCUCCGGUACAGGCUUAUUUAAAUAUUCCGGAAAUUAUUAAAGUUUGCGUUGAUAAUGGUGUUGACGCGGUUCAUCCUGGUUAUGGAUUCCUCUCUGAAAGAUCAGAUUUUGCACAAGCUGUUGAAGAUGCUGGAAUACGAUUUAUUGGGCCAUCUCCGAAAGUUGUACAACAAAUGGGUGAUAAAGUAGCUGCGAGAGCGGCUGCGAUAGCUGCUGGAGUUCCAAUCGUUCCUGGAACUGAUGGGCCUAUUACAACUAAAGAAGAAGCAAAAGAAUUUUGCGCAAAACACGGUCUUCCAGUUAUUUUCAAAGCUGCUUUCGGUGGUGGAGGUAGAGGUAUGCGUGUUGUUCGGAAAAUGGAAGAUGUUGAAGAGAAUUUCGUGAGAGCCUCUUCGGAAGCUAAAUCAGCAUUCGGCGAUGGUUCCAUGUUUAUCGAAAAAUUCAUCGAACGUCCGAGACACAUUGAAGUACAACUUUUAGGUGAUAAAGCCGGAAACGUUGUACAUUUAUACGAAAGAGAUUGUUCGGUGCAAAGGAGACAUCAAAAGGUUGUUGAAUUAGCUCCUGCACCACAUCUAGAUCCUAAAGUUCGCGAUCGUAUGACUGAGUAUGCUGUUAAAUUGGCUCAACACGUUGGUUAUUCCAAUGCUGGAACCGUUGAAUUUUUGGCGGACGAAAAAGGAAACUUUUAUUUCAUUGAAGUAAACGCUAGAUUACAAGUAGAACAUACAGUCACUGAAGAAAUAACAGGAGUUGAUUUGGUUCAAUCUCAAAUUAGGGUCGCUGAAGGAAUGACUCUUCCUGAAUUAGGUUUAUUCCAAAAAUCGAUAAGUACAAAUGGUUUUGCUAUUCAGUGCAGGGUAACUACUGAAGAUCCAGCUAAAAAUUUCCAACCCGAUACAGGAAGAAUCGAAGUAUUUAGAUCUGGUGAAGGUAUGGGUAUCCGUUUGGAUGGUGCUUCCGCAUUUGCAGGAGCAAUUAUUACUCCAUAUUACGAUUCUUUACUUGUAAAAGUAAUAGCGCAUUCUAAGGACUUACAAUCAGCAUGCGCAAAAAUGACAAGAGCUCUUCGAGAAUUCAGAGUGCGAGGUGUCAAAACUAACAUUCCUUUCUUAUUAAACGUGUUGGAGAAUCAAAAAUUCGUUAACGGCGCCGUUGAUACUUAUUUCAUCGAUGAAAAUCCUCAAUUAUUCAAUUUUGCACAAACACAAAACAGAGCACAAAAAUUAUUGAAUUAUCUCGCUCAAGUUUUAGUAAAUGGACCGCAAACACCUUUAGCUACACCAAAUAAACCGGCAGAAAUUAAACCACAUGUCCCAGAAAUUUCAAAAGCGUACUUGAGUGCCACCGCAGACGACAGACCAAAUAUACAACCGCCGAAAGGUUUACGACAAAUCUACAAAGACCAAGGUCCUGAAGCUUUUGCAAAAGCUGUCAGGAAUCAUAAAGGACUUCUUCUUAUGGACACAACGUUCAGAGAUGCACAUCAAUCUUUAUUGGCGACAAGAUUAAGAACGCACGAUCUUUUGAAAGUAUCUCCGUAUGUGGCUCACAAUUUCAGCAAUUUAUACUCAAUGGAAAAUUGGGGUGGAGCCACUUUCGAUGUAGCUUUACGUUUCUUACACGAAUGCCCAUGGGAAAGAUUAGAAGAGAUGAGAAAAUUAAUCCCGAACAUUCCAUUCCAAAUGUUAUUAAGAGGUGCUAAUGCUGUUGGAUAUACAAACUAUCCUGAUAAUGUGGUUUAUAAAUUCUGCGAUCUUUCGGUUAAAGCCGGAAUGGAUAUUUUCCGUGUUUUCGAUUCGUUAAAUUAUCUUCCAAACUUAAUCGUUGGUAUGGAUGCUGCUGGAAAAGCCGGUGGAAUCGUUGAAGCUGCCAUCUCUUAUUCUGGAGAUGUUAGUAAUCCGAAUAAGAAAAAAUACGAUCUCAAGUACUAUCUUACUUUAGCUGACGAACUCGUUAAAGCUGGUACUCACGUUUUAGCGAUUAAAGAUAUGGCUGGUUUACUCAGACCAAGAGCAGCUACUAUGUUAGUAGGUGCUAUCAGAGACAAAUUUCCAGACCUUCCUAUUCACAUUCACACUCAUGACACUAGUGGAGCUGGAGUUGCUGCUAUGUUAGCUUGUGCCGAAGCUGGAGCUGACGUUGUUGAUGUUGCUGUUGAUUCUAUGUCUGGAAUUACCAGUCAACCGAGUAUGGGAGCAAUUGUUGCUAGUUUACAAGAUACUCCUCACGAUACUAAAAUCCCACUUAACAAAAUCUCUGAAUACUCAGCUUAUUGGGAACAAACAAGAACCUUGUAUGCUCCAUUUGAAUGUACUACAACUAUGAAAUCAGGAAAUGCUGAUGUUUAUACUAAUGAAAUUCCUGGAGGACAAUAUACUAAUUUGCAAUUCCAAGCUUAUUCUUUAGGUCUUGGAGAUUUCUUUGAAGAUGUUAAAAAGGCUUAUGCUGAAGCAAAUAUUUUAUUAGGUGACUUAAUCAAAGUAACCCCAUCAUCGAAAGUUGUAGGAGAUCUUGCACAAUUCAUGGUACAAAAUAAACUUUCCGCGCAAGACGUAAUGGAUAAAGCUGAAGAACUUUCAUUCCCUAAAUCGGUCGUUGAGUUCCUUCAAGGUUCUAUUGGACAACCCUACGGUGGAUUCCCGGAACCUUUAAGAAGUAAAGUCUUGAAGAAUAUGCCAAGAAUUGAUGGAAGACCUGGUGAAUCAAUGCCACCAUUUGAUUUCGAAAAAUUAAAGAAAGAGCUUCAAGAAGUUUUCCCAACUGUUGAUGAAAUGGAUGUUAUGUCAGCCGCUUUAUAUCCUCAAGUAACAAAAGAUUUCUUAGCUUUCCACCAACAAUACGGUCCGGUUGAUAAAUUAGAUACAAGAAUGUUUUUGGUUGGACCAAAAGUAGGUGAAGAAUUUGAAGUAACCAUUGAAAAAGGUAAAACUUUAGGAAUUAAAACGUUAGCUAUGGCCGAAGAUCUUACCGAACAAGGAGAGAGAGAAGUCUUUUUCGAACUCAACGGUACUUUGAGAUCGGUAUUUAUUAGAGAUAAAGAUGCUGGAAAAGAAAUUCACGUCCAUCCUAAAGCUGAUAAAGCUAACAAGUCCCAAGUUGGUGCUCCAAUGCCUGGAACUGUUAUUGAUGUUAGGGUUAAACCUGGAGAUAAAGUUGAAAAAGGAACUCCAUUGGUUAUUCUUUCUGCCAUGAAAAUGGAAACUGUUGUUCAAAGCCCCGUGGCCGGUAAAGUGAAAACGGUUGAAAUUAAAAUGGGAAUGAAAUUAGAAGCUGAAGAUCUGUUGAUUACCGUAGAAUAAAAGAAAAAUGGAAAUGGAGAGAAAAUAAGUGUUACUGAACGUUUUGAAGACUUUUGGGUGCGGACCUCAUAUUUUUCUUGGGGACGCACGUCUACUUAUGCGUUGAUUUGUAGAUUUCGUUGUUAAUUUUUACACAAGUUAUAAUAUCCUCUAUACAGAUACUUUUAUUUCCUUUGUAAUUUUUCCAUGAAUUUUUUUGUUAUAAUUAAAUAUAUUUUUUAUACGUAGACAAA